Periconia digitata is the source of this 1383-nucleotide messenger RNA. The record is from the annotation of a GenBank genome assembly. NCBI's taxonomy places the organism in Eukaryota, Fungi, Ascomycota, Dothideomycetes, Pleosporales, Periconiaceae.
AUGAAGAGCACUCAGAUCCUCGCAGCCGCCGCUUUGGCUACUGCUGCUAACGCUCAAUCCGCUCCUCUCUACGGACAGUGCGGUGGAAACGGUUUCAAUGGACCCAAGACCUGUGUUGCGGGAUCCUACUGCUCUGUUCAGAGUGAAUGGUACCACCAGUGUCUUCCAGGCACUGCCCCCGGUGGAAGCACCACAGCUCCUACCUCCAAGCCCACGACCCUCACGACUUCCACUUCGAGGACCACCGGAGGAGGAACUACCACCGCUCCCCCCACCACUACCGCUCCUCCAAGCGAUGGCUCCAACCCUCUCGCUGGUAAGAGCUUCUAUGUUAACGACUACUACGCGUCGGAAGUUUUGAGCAUUGCCAUUCCUUCCCUCGUCGCCGCGGGCAAGUCCUCCCUUGUGCCCAAGGCCAGCGCUGUUGCCAAGGUUCCUUCCUUCUACUGGAUGGAUACCCGCUCCAAGGUCCCCAGGAUCCCUCAGUACGGAAAAGACGCAGAAGCCCGCAUCGCUAAGGGCGAGAAGCUCACCGUACCUCUCGUCGUCUACAACCUUCCCAACCGUGAUUGCGCGGCGGCGGCCUCUAACGGCGAGCUCUCCCUCGACAAGGAUGGCGCGAAUCUCUACAAGGGAUACAUCGACAGCAUCAAGAAGGAGCUCCAGGCCUUCCCUACCGUCCACUUCACCCUCGCCAUUGAGCCCGACUCCCUUGGUAACCUUGUCACCAACCUCAACGUACCCAAGUGCGCCGCCGCUGCUUCCGCCUACAAGACGCUCACAGAGUACGCUAUCAAGACACUCGACCUUCCCAACGUGUCCAUGUAUCUUGACGCUGGACACGCGGGCUGGCUAGGCUGGCCAGCCAACCAAAAGCCUGCCGCUGACCUCUUUGGCGAGAUCUUCAAGAACGCCGGUUCCCCCAAGGCCGUCCGCGGUCUCGUGACCAACGUCUCCAACUACAACGCCUGGAAGAUUGCUUCUUGCCCCGUCUAUGCUGAGAGCAACACCGUCUGCGAUGAGUCCAAGUUCAUCAACGCCAUGGCUCCCCUACUCAAGGCUGUUGGCUUCCCUGCUCACUUCCUCGUCGACACUGGCCGCAGCGGUGUUCAGCCCACCAAACAGCAAGCCUGGGGUAACUGGUGCAACGUCAUCGGCACCGGCUUCGGUAUCCGCCCCAGCACCGCAACCGACGAUCCGCUCCUCGACGCCUGGGUCUGGGUCAAGCCUGGUGGUGAAGCCGAUGGUACCUCCGACACCAGCGCCGAGCGCUACGACAGCAAGUGCGGUUCCCCUGAUGCCAUGAAGCCUGCCCCCGAGGCCGGUUCUUGGUUCCAGGAGUACUUUGUCCAGCUCUUGGAGAACGCCAACCCCGCUUUUUAA